UACUGGGCCAGUGGAUAAUUUUAGCCGCAGCAACGAACACGCAGCUUGGCGACACCUCUCUCCGCUCUCCGGCCGCCGCAAAGCGCACACCACGACCGCACGCCGCACGAUGCUCCUCCUGCACGCCGCCGCAGCAGCCCGCGUUUCCUCCCCGGCGCCGCCCAAAUCCACCGGCCGAACGGCGCCUCUCUUCUUCCCCCCUUUUUCCCCCAGCGUCCACCCCCGCGGCUGCCCUACAAUCUCCCUGCCCAGACCCGCCACUCUCAGGGCCGCCGGCGGGGGCGGCGCUCGGGGAGCGUCCUCGCGACCCGCGAGGGACCGGGUGAUCGACUUCGGCAAGCACAAGGGGCGGAUGCUGGGCACGCUCCCGCCGGCGUACCUCCGGUGGGUCGUCGCGGAGCUCGACUACGGGGAGACCGCGCCCUGGGCGGCGCUCGCGCGGGAGGUGCUCGGCGACCCCGUCUACGUCGACCGCGUCGAGUGGGAGCACGCGCACCGCUUCCUCCGCGGCGACUCCGACUGGGACUACGCCUACGACGACGGCGAGGGCGAGGGCGAGGACGGGCCCCUGCAGGAGAUGGCGGAGCGCUUCGGCUGGGACCUCUCCGACGAGGACGGCUGGGGCCGCCUCGACUUCCGCCUCCUCGGCACCUCCUACGGCGGCCGCAUCCCGCGGAAGGGCGACCGGAGCCGGAGCAGCGGCGGCGGCAGCUCCCCCACUCGCGGCGAUCUGUUCGAGGUCGGGGCGGGUGAGACGGAUGGGCCGAGGGGGAAGAGGGACGAGAGGAGGGAGCGGAUGCGGGAGAGGAGGGAGGAGCAGAUGAGGGCGGCCAAAUUGGAUGUGCUCGGGGUGAACCCCGGUGGUCUGGGCACGCCGCCAAGGAAGGCGCGAAUUGGGGCGGCGGCCAAGAAGGAGAUUCUGGGGUUGGGCAGCAGGGGCAGCCGCGGCGGUGACGCGCUCGGCGAGCGGACGGUGGUGCCGCGGAAAGGCGGCGAGGGAGGAAACCCGUUCCCCGGCCGGCAAGCGUUCCUCGACAAGGUCAGGAAGCUCAAGGGUGAUGAUAGCUAACUAUUACUAGCAGUCAGCAGGUGAUUUCAGGAUAGAGGAUACUGGUACGGUAUCAGUGGUAUGAUGAUACCAGUUCUAGCAAGUUCCGGUGCAUAUUUCCAGUGCAAGAUUGCGACCAACUGACCCAUGAAACUUAUAUAGCAUUGUGCAUUUCUUUGCCCGUGCAUAACAUCGGCAGCACCUCUCCUCUUUCUGUGGUCACUGUUUGAAUUUUCAAAUUUAUGUAUACUGAAAACAGAAUUAGUCGAGCUACAUCUCACUUGCUCUGCAAACUAUUUUGCCAUGUCAUGAAAUUUUAUCAUGGAAGAAAAAUGCCAAAGUGAGAUUUAAACA
Molecule: messenger RNA, 1402 nt
Organism: Brachypodium distachyon (stiff brome)
Lineage: Eukaryota; Viridiplantae; Streptophyta; Magnoliopsida; Poales; Poaceae
Exons: 1
Coding region: 110-1069 (319 amino acids)
Cellular component (GO): plastid
Source: RefSeq, a predicted model, not a curated record